Molecule: messenger RNA, 2236 nt
Organism: Colletotrichum destructivum
Lineage: Eukaryota; Fungi; Ascomycota; Sordariomycetes; Glomerellales; Glomerellaceae
Product: Putative peptidase S53, activation domain, peptidase S8, subtilisin, Ser-active, Sedolisin
Exons: 2
Coding region: 122-1882 (586 amino acids)
Biological process (GO): proteolysis
Molecular function (GO): tripeptidyl-peptidase activity; serine-type endopeptidase activity
Source: RefSeq, a predicted model, not a curated record
UGUUGCUGCAGACCUGGGCAUCUCUUGGCUGCCGGAGUCUCGUUGGGUAUUAUCCGUCUUUCCAGUUGCUCUUCUUGUCUCAAGCCAUUACAGAUAGACAGACAAACAAGACGGGGCAGUAAUGAAGUCUUCUUGGGUCAUUACGCCUUUGCUGCUGAGCGGAUUCGCUCUCAGUCACCCAACGUCAGACGAACACGUUGUUCACGAAUCUAUCAAGCAACUGCCCCAAGGCUGGCGUCAUGUCGCCCCGGCGGAGGAUCUCAACACGGUGCGGCUCUCGGUUGCGUUGAAGCAGCCCGGCUUGUCUGAGCUCAAGGCCCGUCUCGAGGUUACCAGUGACCCGAACCAUUCCCAGUACGGCUCUCACGUCUCCCGGGACCUCUUGAAGUAUUUCCAAGAACCAGAAGCGAGGUCCUUCUCCGCUGUGGCAUCGUGGCUCCAGUCCAACGACAUCCGCAACUUCGUCCAAGACGGACCCUGGGUUCGUCUGAACACGACUGUUGGCAAGGCAAACCGUCUGUUGGACUGCAAGUUCGCCAAGUAUCAGUACAACACCGACGAGGUCGUUCUCCGUGCCAAGGAGUACACCCUCCCCGCCCGGCUCUUGGAACAUGUCGACUUUGUCUACCCCGUCAGCCAGUUCGUGAGCAAGCCGCCGAGACGGGACAUCAAGAUGCGGGAUUCAGGCAUGACGAAGCGCCAGAGCACCAUGCCCCAAAGCUGCUGGUCUUACACCACCCCCGACUGUCUCGUGGAGCUGUAUAAUAUCAACUACCACCUGCCGGAUGGCCAGUCGCCCACGGACUUCGCCAUCGCCGGUUUCCUCGAGGAGUACCCCAGCGUGCCGACCCUGCAGGCGUUCCUCGCGUCCUACAGCCCCCUCCGGAACACCACCGGCUACUCCUCCAAGUACAACCUCACCGUCGAGUCCAUCAACGGCGGCGGUGUCACCACCGAGGGCGGCGGUGUCGAGGCCCUGUUGGACAUCCAGUACAGCAUGCCCUUCAUCCAGCCCAUGAACGUCACCUACUUCUCCACCGGCGGCCGCGGCCCGGAGAUCGGCGACGACGGCAGGGACAAGACGCCCAACGAGAGCGGCAACGAGCCGUGGAUCGAGUUCCUCGAGGCCCUCCUCGCCCGCGAGGCCAUCCCCCACGUCAUCUCCAUCUCCUACACCGACGACGAGCAGGCCAUCCCGCUUGCCUACGCCCGCCGCGUCUGCGACCUCUUCAUGCAGGUCGCCGCCCGCGGUGUCUCGGUCCUCGUCGCUACCGGGGACGGCGGCGCCGCCGGCAUCCGCUCCGGGAACUGCAUUUCCAACGACGGCACCAACACGACAAAGUUCCUCCCGACGUUCCCCGUCGACUGCCCCUACGUCACGGGCGUCGGCGCCACGGGCAACUACGCCCCCGCCGAGCCGGCGUGGUACAGCUCCGGCGGCUUCAGCGAGUACUUUGAGCGGCCCGCCUGGCAGGAGUCGGCGGCCGCGGCGUACAUCGCCGGCAUCAACGGCUCCCACUCGGGCUGGUACGCGCCCAAGGGCCGGGGCAUCCCGGACAUCUCGGCCGUCGGCUCUCGCUUCCUGAUGCAGCCCGGCUGGACGCAGAAGGGCACCAGCGCGAGCACGCCCGUUGUCGCGGCCAUGAUCGCUCUCGCCAACGACAAGCGGAUGAGACAGGGCCGGCCUCCGCUGGGCUUCCUCAACCCGCUGCUGUACUCCGACAAGGUCCGCUCCGCCAUCAACGACGUCACCAGCGGCUCCAGCGGUAGCUGUCCCGUCGGUGACCAGGUCGAGAGCGGAUGGUCGGCGACUGCGGGAUGGGAUCCGGCAACUGGUCUCGGUACCCUGGACUUUGCCAAGUUCGUGGAGGCGCUCGAGUAGAGUGAACACUUGAUAAACUUGUACUAUGACGGAUUCCGUCCUAACACUGAUGGCGCUCUAAUAGCGCUCUGGACUGUUGCGAAAUUAAACAACUCAUGAAAACAAUAUACCCGUCGCCCGCUUCAAUGACAUGGUUUUUUUGCUCAUUCACAUGAAAUGAUGAAUGCUUGUUGCUGAGUUCCUCCUACCCAGCCAUCAUCUACUACUACUACUACUACUACUACUACUACUACUACUACUACUACUACUACUACUACUACUACUACUACUACUACUACUAUCACUACGAGAAUGAGAUCCUUCUCUCUCUCGUGUCUCCCACGUUCAUCAUGCUCGUGUAACCGAACGGCCAUC